GCUGUCCUAUCUCAAGGCCAACACACAUCCUCCCACCUUUGCCUUUCCUUGUUCGUGCGUUUGUUGUCCUCCCUUCUUCCCUCCUCGCUGUCUCAGCGUCUCGGCUUGGUUGCUUGGUUGCCGUGCCUCCUUCUAUUCCUGUUGUUGCGCUCUCUGCUCGUGUCGGCAGUGCUGGCUGGGAGACGCGUGUGUGGUGGUACACGGUAGGCGAGGAAGGAAGUUGCGUGGUUUUGUUUGUUUGCUGCAUUUGGCUUGAGCGGGCUGUUUGUGCGCCACCUUCUGGGACGCUUUGUCUGCCCGAUUGGAUUGCAUCAACUCAUCCACGAUGAGCAAGGCGGAUUUCAAGGUCAUUGUCAUUGGCCCUCCUGAUGCCGGGAAGACGGCAUUGAUGGAGCGGUUUGUCAACAACACAUUCACCGCAUCCGGGCAGAACACAUCGACGCUGGGCGUGUCAUUUGUAUUGAAACGAUGGAAUGGGCUGCACCUCGCCAUUUGGGAUACUGCUGGCCAGGAGAAGUUUGCCUCUCUCAACUCCUUCUAUGCACGGGAUGCUGCUGCGGCGAUCAUCGCGUUUGACAUCACAGACCGCAUCCACUUUGACGAGAUUGACAAGUGGUUCUCGUACCUGGACUCCAGCUCCGAGGGCGUCAUCAAGAUUGUUGUUGGCUGCAAGUAUGAUCUCAUUGAGCAGAAUGUCGCCGAGCGCGCUGUAACGGAGGCGGAGGGCCACGCACUCGCCAGCAAAUACGGCGCCAUCAAAUACCUUGAGACGUCUGCGAAGACGGGGCGGAAUGUCGUGGAUGUGUUCAACUGGUGA
This is a messenger RNA of Salpingoeca rosetta, 817 nucleotides long. RefSeq lists its product as uncharacterized. NCBI's taxonomy places the organism in Eukaryota, Choanoflagellata, Craspedida, Salpingoecidae. The coding region runs from base 326 to 817 and encodes 163 amino acids. The transcript is spliced from 7 exons. Gene Ontology annotation, molecular function: GTP binding; GTPase activity. The record is from RefSeq and is a predicted model, not a curated record.